CCAAGAUGAUUACUUUCCUGAAGAAAAUGGUUCAGUCAAUGAAGAUUUUUUACCCAAGCCAAUUGAAUCAUGGUCAUUAUCUGAGAAUAAUUCGAAAAGUUCUACUAGGAAUAAUGUAAAAAUUAAUAGCAGAUGUUUUUAUAAUAUUGAUAAAUCGGAUAAAAGAACUACGCUCCAAGAUAAAAGACGUGCAAUUAUGAUAACAGCAGAAACUUCAGUUUUCGAACAAAAUUUCUGUACAGCAGAUAAUAACUCAGAAUUAUGUCAAGUAUCUAAAGAUGCUAUUCCAGACCAAAUGCUUGUCAGAAUAAAAUCUUUGGAAUUUGAUUCAAAAAAUCAAAUAAAACCUGAUGUCAAGAAAUCAAUUCGUCUUGUGACUCAAUCUGCCUCUCAUCAAACAGAACCAGAUACUUCCCUCGAAGGACAAAUACAAAAGAUGUUCCUUUUUCCUUUUAAUUAUCAUUCAUUGGUUUUCGAUACUUUGAAAUUAGAUAUUUAUAGCUAUGGAUCCCUAUUAAAUAAACCGAAAAGACUUGGACGUGCUGUCAUUCGAUUGAAUGUUUUAAAACAAGCUAUAUCUAAUCGAGAGGGAUUUGAAAGAACUUUUCCUCUCGAGAGUAAAGAAUUACAUCCCUAUGAAGUUGGUACCGUCCAAAUAAAUAUUGGAUUUCAUUUUCGUAAUGAUCCACCUAUAUCUUCGAUAUUUCUCCGCUCAGUAAUCACACAAAUUAAAACAUUAUCUAUAGUUCAUCAUGGAAUUGAAUUUAAUGGCCAUGGACAUCUCAAUACCUUAGUGCAUCCCGAAUCAAAACCUCUUAGUAUAUUUGAUUUCAUAUUAAGUAAGAAAACCACUGACUCAAUUAAAGAAUUCGUAUCCCUUUUUUACGGGUUUCAUGGUCAUGGAUGGCAAAUGACCAAGUUAGAGAUUAUGAAAGCUUAUAUUUUGUUGGAAAAGUAUUAUGAUCAAAAGCCAAAAUUUAUUACAGGAAAUCUAAUUACCAACAUUGAUAAAUUAAAAAAGGCCAAAUAUUAUUUAAAAUUUUCUAUAGCAACAUAUGGUUCUUUCAUGUUUAAUGUGUUUGGAUAUGGGUAUAAAAUGGCUCCAAAAAAUGCUAUGAGGAUGAAAUCUGAUCGAAAAAUUAUUCAAGAUUAUUUUGGCAUUAGUAAAGAUGAUAUUAUUUGUUGGGAAUUUGGCAAAAUGACUGUUUCUGUACCUAAUUACAUGAUAAUUAGAGAUCCAAAAACAAAUUCUAUUAUAAUAUCUAUUCGAGGAACACUGAAUGCUACUGAUAUUAUCACCGAUGUACUUGCACAUUAUGAGCCGUGGAACGGCGGAUUUGUUCAUCGUGGGAUGCUGCGUAGCGCGCAAUAUCUUGUCAGAAAGUCUUUAAACGACAUCCGAGCUGCAGUGAGCAAGUUUAAAGCCAAUUCAAUACAAGUAAUAGGGCAUUCAUUAGGUGCUUCCGUAUCAUGUCUUGUAACUCUAAUUUUACGAAAACAAUGCAAAGAUUUACUUAAAAAAGGAAUCGAUAUUCAUGCAUGGGCUUUUGCAACCCCGCCAAGUUGUUCACUUGACAUUGCGUGUAGAAAUGAAGUUAUGGAUUGUAUUGAUAAUUUUGUUAAUGAGAAUGAUAUUAUUCCUAGAUUAAGUUACGGAAGUUUUAUUGAUUUUAAAGAAUUGAUUAAAUUUGUGGCUAAAAACGUAAAGAAUCGUAGUUAUAAAAAGAAUAAAAAGAUGUAUUUUAAUUACAAUCUUUCAUUAAUAAUGGAAUCCAUUGAUAAUUAUUAUAAAAAUUUAAAAUCAAAAUCGCAUGAUCAAAAACUAUAUAUACCUGGUACAAUAUAUUAUAUGUAUAAAAAACGCGACCCUUCUAACCCAAUAUUAAAAGAAAUAUUAUGUGAAAAAUCUACUCAAGAAUCAUUCACGGAUAUUACCUUACGGCGAAAUUGUCUAUUACAACACCUUCCAGAUCAAUAUGAUAAAAGGUUAGGAAAGGUUAUAAAUAGACUGGUUAAAAAUUUAGAUUGUAGUUCAAUUAAUGAAAAGUGA
Scutellospora calospora is the source of this 2050-nucleotide messenger RNA. NCBI's taxonomy places the organism in Eukaryota, Fungi, Glomeromycota, Glomeromycetes, Diversisporales, Gigasporaceae. The record is from the annotation of a GenBank genome assembly.